Messenger RNA from Dufourea novaeangliae, 1092 nucleotides. Its product is annotated as probable peptide chain release factor C12orf65, mitochondrial. The transcript has a single exon. The record is from RefSeq and is a predicted model, not a curated record. Gene Ontology annotation, cellular component: mitochondrion. NCBI's taxonomy places the organism in Eukaryota, Metazoa, Arthropoda, Insecta, Hymenoptera, Halictidae. Bases 1 to 522 code for a protein of 173 amino acids. Gene Ontology annotation, biological process: translational termination. Gene Ontology annotation, molecular function: translation release factor activity.
AUGUUUAAGUCAUUAUUAUGCAAAAAUUACUUUCUUCAACCCUUGCUCGCCAACAUAUUUUUAAAACCUCACGGAAAAAUUAGUGACUUAACAUGCGGCAGAAGUAAUAGGAAUUUAAACAGAUGGUUGAAGGACCGUAAUCAACUACGGUACAAAUCCUAUAAACGGUACCUAGAUUAUUCGAAUGUGCCUGAACUGAUCGAAAGUGACCUCGAGGAACAACAUGUUAGAGGAUCUGGACCUGGGGGUCAAGCAACCAACAAAACGUCUAAUGCAGUGGUUUUAAAACACAAACCUACCGGACUCGUAGUAAAGUGCCACGAAACGAGAAGUUUGCAGCAAAAUAGGAAAAUUGCCAGGGAAAUCAUGCUGACGAAAUUGGAUAAUCUAAUCAACAACGAAAAUUCCCUUGAAAGUCAGAAAGAAAUAUUUAUGAAACAGGAUUCUGUAAAAAAGAAACAGAAACAAAAGAAACUGACUGCCUUAAAGGAAUCUUUCAAGGAACGGGAAAAUCUCACAUAGUUACUCAUUUGAUAAAGUGUAUAAAUUGCAUUAAGUCUCUUGCUUUAGGUACUUAUGAAACAAUUACGUUAAUACGUUGAAAUACUGUGAAACGAAUUAAAAUAAAUAAAAACUAAAGUGGUAUAAUGGAAACAGAUGCAGUAUCGUAUAUAGGAUUGUCUUCGCAUACUAUAUAUACAAUAGGCGAACAAUGUGAAAGGUUAUAAAAAGCGCGUAGAACGUUUCUUUUGAUUUUAAUGGAAAAUUCAUAUCUUUAAUAGUCAUCUCUUUUUUUGUAAUCAUGAAAGGCUUACAUUACUUUUCUUCGAAAUAAAAUAUUUCGGUGGACCCUCGAGAGGGGAUUUAAUGUUUAAUGUUACAUUCAAUGAUGCAUUUUGUAACAGAACAUGAUCGAUACGCUACAAUAAAGCUUUUUAUGCAGCCUUGCGUAAUUUGAAGAUUGCUUUUGCGAAUGGAAAUCAUUUCUUUUGUACGUAACAUGUCACGCGUAUGCCCAUGCGAGGCAAAAUGAAACAAAACUCUUAUAAACACAGAUGAUACAUACAUACAAACGACAAAAUUUCUUGUUUA